Messenger RNA from Parnassius apollo (apollo), 210 nucleotides. The record is from the annotation of a GenBank genome assembly. Lineage: Eukaryota; Metazoa; Arthropoda; Insecta; Lepidoptera; Papilionidae.
AUGGGCCAAUUACCAGGUCAGUGUGGGUAUUAUACCGGUGCCUAUUCAACGGAUUUAUCCAACUCUACCUCACGCCAAAGCUAUUACAGCGACACUCCAAUUCCAGCACAAACUGCACCUACAUCAAUACCGGAACCUCCAAGGGAAGCGGAGGAUAAUCAAAAUGAAAUUUCUGAAAUAUUACGUUACGUUCAAGAACAAGAAGAAUAA